This is a messenger RNA of Rotaria sordida, 1320 nucleotides long. The record is from the annotation of a GenBank genome assembly. NCBI's taxonomy places the organism in Eukaryota, Metazoa, Rotifera, Eurotatoria, Philodinida, Philodinidae.
AUGGUCCCAAUUAGUUUUAAUCGUAUUGAUCCGUUAUUUAUGUAUACACAAUUGUUAAAAGAAGCACUUUUAGAUAUACAAGAUGACGAUGAAAAAUCAAUUAAAGAAUUUACUGAAUACUGUCGCACUCAAAAGGAUGUUUCCAAAACAACUAUUGAAAAGAUCGAGCGAGAGUAUCGAGAUCAUUCACCCAUUUGGUGGUACACGGGUCCAUAUUUUAUCUACUCAAUGCUCAAUUAUGGUCUUCGGCAAAUGGAUGUUGAUAUUAUCCUGAAGAUGGGUUUCUUCAUUCGCCAUUUACAUAAUCAUAUUACAGAAUUACAUCGUCAACAAGAAAAAAACACGCCAAAACAUUUUCAAGUCUUUCGAGGACAAGAAAGAUUUGCACGACCAGCUACAAAGAAUCCCAAUUCAGUUGGUAUUCUCUUCGUUAUCAAUACUGACACGGAUAUUUGCAAAAAAUCAUCAACACCAUUUGCCGAAAAAACUCUCCCUCCGAAUCAUCCCGACUUGGCUAGUUCCUAUAACAACAUCGGUAUGGUGUAUUAUAACAUGGGCGAGCACUUGAAAGCACUUUCAUCGUACGAACGAUCACUUGAAAUCAAAAAAAUAGCUCUUCCUCCGAAUCAUCCCAGCUUGGCCUCUUCCUAUGGAAACAUCGGUCUGGUGUAUAAUAAGAUGGGUGAGUACUCGAUAGCACUUUCGAUGUUCGAACGAGCACUGGAAAUCGCGAAAAUAGCUCUCCCUCCGAAUCAUCCCGGCUUGGCUUCUUCCAACAACAACAUCGGUAACGUGUAUCAUAGCAUGGGCGAGUACUCGAAAGCACUUUCAUCGCAUGAACGAUCACUUGAAAUUCGGAAAAUAGCUCUCCCUCCAAAUCAUCCCGACUUGGCUCGGUCCUACAACAACAUCGGUAAUGUGUAUGAUAACAUGGGCCAGUACUCGAAGGCACUUACGUCGUACGAACGAGCACUUGAAAUCCGAAAAAUAGCUCUUCCUCCAAAUCAUCCCGAUCAGGCUCAAUCCUACAACAACAUGGGUAAUGUGUAUCAUAAGAUGGGUGAGUACUCGAAAGCACUUACAUCGUACGAACGAUCACUUGAAAUUCGGAAAAUAGCUCUCCCUCCGAAUCAUCCCGAGUUGGCUGGUUCUUUCAACAACAUCGGUGGAGUGUAUUGUAACACGGGCGAGUACUCGAAAGCACUUUCGAUGCUCGAACGAGCACUGGAAAUCGCGAAAAUAGCUCUCCCUCCGAAUCAUCCCGACUUGGCUGGUUCCUCCAACAACAUCGGUAUUGUGUAUCUUAACAUGGGCGUGUAA